Telopea speciosissima is the source of this 1406-nucleotide messenger RNA. Its product is annotated as mRNA-decapping enzyme subunit 2-like. Gene Ontology annotation, cellular component: cytoplasm. The record is from RefSeq and is a predicted model, not a curated record. Bases 97 to 1071 code for a protein of 324 amino acids. The transcript has 8 exons. Gene Ontology annotation, biological process: deadenylation-dependent decapping of nuclear-transcribed mRNA; nuclear-transcribed mRNA catabolic process, nonsense-mediated decay. Lineage: Eukaryota; Viridiplantae; Streptophyta; Magnoliopsida; Proteales; Proteaceae. Gene Ontology annotation, molecular function: RNA binding; 5'-(N(7)-methylguanosine 5'-triphospho)-[mRNA] hydrolase activity; manganese ion binding.
GUCUCUCUUCGUUUCUCCUGCCUAGUAGAAGCGUAUUAGAACUGAAAUCAAGGUGUCAGGAAUCAGAAUUCGGUUUCUAUAUGCAUUUGGGAAGCCAUGACAGGUCUACAUCGUCCUUCAAGCACUUCCAUGAAGAACGGUCUCCCUUCUCAGGAGCUCCUCGAUGAUCUUUGCAGUCGAUUUAUCUUAAAUGUUCCGAAAGAAGACCUAGAGUCAUUUGAGAGGAUUUUAUUUCUCAUCGAGCAUGCUCAUUGGUUCUAUGAGGACAAUUCAGUGGAGCAAAACCCAUCCUUGAAGUCACUUACUCUGAAAGAAUUCGCUUCUUUGAUGUUUAAUAGUUGUGCAGUUUUGAGACCUUAUAUUGUGCAUAUAGAUGAUAUAUACAAAGACUUCACUUCUUACAAGGUUCGAGUUCCGGUGACUGGAGCAAUCAUUUUGGAUGAACCUUAUGAACGGUGUUUGCUGGUGAAGGGAUGGAAAGCUGGAUCAAGCUGGAGCUUUCCCCGUGGGAAGAAAAACAAAGAUGAGGAAGACCACACUUGCGCCAUCCGAGAAGUCUUGGAGGAAACAGGUUUUGAUGUUUCAAAACUUUUGAAAAUAGACGACUAUCUAGAAGUUACCUUUGGGCAACAGAGGGUGCGGCUCUACAUAAUUGCUGGCGUGAAGGAUGAUACUGUCUUUGCUCCAAUGACCAAGAAGGAGAUCAGUGAGAUCUCAUGGCACCGGAUUGAUGAACUUCAGCCAGUUGGCAACGAAGUAAUAUCUCGUGGACCAAAUGGUUUGAAGCUUUACAUGGUUUCUCCAUUCUGGGCCAAUCUGAAAGCAUGGAUUGCCAAAUACCAGCCUUCCACAGCUCAGAAAUAUGAUGCUCCUUUCAAAGGGAUGUGCGUGUGGAAGGCUAAGAACAGUUGUACAGGGGGAACAACAGGGUGCCCAACAAAGGAGGGUCAGUACACCAGGCCUGGAUCUGAAAACCAUCUCUCUGAUUUGGGUCCUGGCAAAAGCUUCAGAAGCUUCAGGUUCAAUUAUUCUUCAAUCUUACAAGCAAUGGAAGCUGCGUUUUCUGCUUAACUAUAGAGCCUUACUCUCUAAUUUAGGCCGUGUGUAAACUGUAGUGUGUCCUAGGUUCGUAUCGCUUGGUUAGUUUUCAGCCGUGCUGCUAGUACAUACUAACACCACGGUGGGCUUAGAGGCUCCACUAGGAAACAGCACGAGCUGUGUGUAUUGUGUCCGUCUUAAAUAUGGAAGGUGUGUAGAUGUGUACAGAGAAUUGAUUGUAACAAGUCGUUGCACUUGAGUUAUGAGUACAGCAUUGGAUAUUGAACGCAUUAGCUUCCAAUUUUUCGGCUUGUUUAUGUUAGUUAUCUGUAAUCAAAAUAUGGAUCUUUCUUAUAAUAUUUUGUGGU